AUGGCUGGUCAGCAGCCUCUCCGGCGGCUCGGUCUCGACGACGACCUCGUUUCGCGGUUAGCUUCUGCAGGAUUGCACACGGCAGGAGACAUGUUCUCCAAGACCGAGCUCCAGCUGGUGCAGAGCUUGGACGCCAGCCGCGAGAAGGUCGUGGAGCUGCUGGACUACGUGUCGACAAGGAUCGUACCCGAGCAGGCGAAGACGGCCGGCGACCUCCUUCGAGAACGAAGAGAGGCAGGCGCGAGCUUCUUCGUAGCCACAGGAAUUCAACCACUAGACGAUGCUUUGCAGGGUGGCUUUCCCACGGGCAUGAUCACGGAGUUAGUUGGACCAGCGGGCAUCGGGAAGACGCAGACUUGCCUCCAGGUUGCUGCGCAGGCUUGCCUUCCUGCAAAGCUGGGUGGCCUAGGCGAAGACGCGGGCGUGGUCUACUUAGAUACAGAGCGAAAGUUCUCGCCUGACCGGUUGGUGGAAAUUGCGAGCGAGCGACAUCCCGGGCACUACGGAGAAUUCUCGACCGAAAAGGGCUCGAUGGAGCGCCUUCUCAAUCAGGUGACCGUCUUCCCGGUCGACAACUCCGCCGCCCUCGUGGAUCGCUUGGAGACUCUUCAGGCCCGCAUGAUCGAGAGCAACGUCCGUCUGAUUGUUCUUGAUUCCAUCGCAGCUCUCGCUCGUCGGGAUUUUGCAAGAGAGGAUACGUUGAGCCGACAAGAACUCCUCACCCGACAAGCAGCAGUCCUAAAGAGCCUGGCCUACACCUUUUCGGCGGUGGUUCUGGUGACCAACCAAGUCACCACAAGUUUCUACCCCACGUCGGGACUGCAAGGGGGCAGCAGGCAGAGCAUCGCGAGCCACACCAACUCAAGCUCGCGGGAGGGGAAGUCGGCGUUCGAGACAGAGACACGGAUGGUCAUGCGCCGCGGCCAGAGGGCAGCAACGUUCGUACCACGCGCGCUACCGUAUUUUGCCAGGGCCUCCCUCCCGCACCUCUUCGGCUUGGAAGUCUAG
Ectocarpus siliculosus is the source of this 1008-nucleotide messenger RNA. The record is from the annotation of a GenBank genome assembly. Lineage: Eukaryota; Phaeophyceae; Ectocarpales; Ectocarpaceae.